This is a messenger RNA of Ceratina calcarata, 1969 nucleotides long. RefSeq names its product maternal embryonic leucine zipper kinase. Gene Ontology annotation, molecular function: ATP binding; protein serine/threonine kinase activity. The record is from RefSeq and is a predicted model, not a curated record. NCBI's taxonomy places the organism in Eukaryota, Metazoa, Arthropoda, Insecta, Hymenoptera, Apidae. Gene Ontology annotation, cellular component: cytoplasm. The transcript has 13 exons. Gene Ontology annotation, biological process: protein phosphorylation; intracellular signal transduction. Bases 96 to 1910 code for a protein of 604 amino acids.
UACGUUAAAGUUCGAGAGUUCGAAAGUAAUGUGACUGACAAGUGUACAUAUAUAAUUAGUAGUGGUCAAGUGUAGUUUCGUAGAGAUUCAGUAAAAUGGUACGAUAUGCUGCGCUCAAAGGUUUGUACGACGUGGAGAAAACUAUCGGGAGCGGAGGCUUUGCCAAAGUCAAGCUGGCUACCCACGUUGCUACCGGCGAGAAAGUCGCGAUCAAAAUAAUGGACAAAACAUCACUGGGCGAUGAUCUGCCGAGGGUCAAACUGGAAGUAGAAGCGCUGAAAACCUUGUUACAUCAACAUAUUUGUCGAUUGUAUCAAGUGAUUGAAACGGACAGUCAUUAUUUCAUGGUGAUCGAGUAUUGCUCGGGGGGAGAAUUAUUCGAUCACAUCGUUGAAAAGAACAGACUUUCAGAGUCAGAGUCACGAAAAUUCUUUCGUCAAAUCGUCUCUGCCGUGGCAUACUUGCACAGCUUGGGAUAUGCUCAUCGUGACUUAAAACCAGAAAAUGUGCUAUUGGACAGAGAAGAGAAUUUGAAGCUUAUAGACUUUGGAUUAUGUGCAAAACCAAAAAAUGGGAUACAUUCACAUUUGCAAACAUCCUGUGGAUCUCCGACGUAUGCUGCACCAGAACUUAUACUGGGGAAGAAAUAUUUAGGUUCAGAGGUGGAUGUCUGGAGCAUGGGGGUUCUUCUUUACGCAUUACUCUGUGGCUUCCUUCCCUUCGACGAUAAUAGUAUAGAGAACUUAUACAGAAAGAUUCUUAGCGGUAAAUACAAUGAACCAAGCUGGUUAUCACCCAGCAGCAGGAGACUGAUAAAAGCAAUGCUGCAGGUAGAUCCAAAAAAGAGAAUUACUGUUCAGGAACUGUGCAAUCAUCAAUGGAUUACAACAGGAUUUCUUAAUCCAGUCUCGUUUGUACAUAAAACUAACUUUGAAAAGGAUGAUGAUGUGCUAAGCACUAUGUCCGCGAUAUGCGGCGAACACGCAUCAGAUAUAUGGAAGAGGCUUUUGAAAAGCGACAGAACCGAUUACAAAACUGCUACGUAUCUCUUGCUUCUAGACAGAAAGCUUCGUGGACUUUCACUGCGAAUAUCAACUUCUGCAAAAUCACAUUUUAAGUCAGAGUGCGGAAAAGGAGGUAACAACAUUAUAACUAAACUUGAUCGUUCCCCAAGAAUCAGACCUGUGAGGUCACCAGUAAUCGAUCCUACGUGUAAAACUCCUGAGACCACGAACAAUUUCACGGAGCCGCAAGUGCCUACGAGAAAACGACUUAGGAGUAAAGACGAAGACGAUGUAUUCUCCCCUGUUCCCGCGAAGAGAACCGUAGAAAGGGACACGAUCGUUGUUACCCCGACUAAUACUCAAGCACCCGAAAGCGCGGGGGAAAGAGUCAGGGGGUCACAAUCGUCCACACCGGGAAGUGCAAGAAAAGUAAUAAUGGGCCUGGAGCGCGGUCUGAAUCGCGUGCGCUGUGUCCUCACACCGAAACGGCGCGUGAAGAAUGAAAAUAUCGAUCCCGACCAACCCAAUGUACUCUCCGGAAAGGGUCUCUGUAACGUAUCGUCCACGUCCAAUGAUGAUCCGAAAUACGUCCUCUCUCAACUCCGCCGUGCGCUUCGGCGUAAAGGAAUCAUGUGCCACCAGAAAGGAUUUACCCUGCAAGGUGAGACGGAGGACAGCGCAGAAGAUACGUCGCGACCGAUCACAUCGAGAAACGCGUGCUCCUUCGAAUUAGAAGUAUGCUUGCUGGAGGGAAUCUCAGAAAAAAAAUUGGUCGGAAUUCGAAGGAAAAGAUUGAAGGGUGACGCAUGGGUUUAUAAACGGGUCUGCGAAGAAGUUCUAGCAUUGGCGGCUGAAGACCUCUCCGCGGAACCGGAAGAUUCGACAGAAUCGAAAUGUCCUAUAUAAAGUCUUCCUAACAUGUUCAUUCUUAACAAUCAUUUAUAAAUCAUGAGAAAACUAUCCUA